This is a messenger RNA of Cutaneotrichosporon oleaginosum, 591 nucleotides long. Lineage: Eukaryota; Fungi; Basidiomycota; Tremellomycetes; Trichosporonales; Trichosporonaceae. The record is from RefSeq and is a predicted model, not a curated record.
AUGAGCAAUCUUGAGAAGGCCCUCUUCCAGCUCAAGGCGAAGAAGGCGAACAAGGACGAGGCGGCUGAGAAGAACAAGCUGAAGGCUGCGCUGCAGAAGGGUAACACCGAAGGAGCGCGCAUCUACGCACAGAAUGCGAUCCGGAAGAAGACAGAGGGCCUGAACCUUCUUCGCCUGGCGUCGCGGAUUGACGCGGUGGCCAGCCGCGUGGAGACGGCCGUCACGAUGCGUACGGUGACGGGUAGCAUGGCCAACGUCGUGCGCGGGAUGGACAAGGCGAUGGAGAGCAUGAACCUCGAGCGGAUAUCCAUGGUCAUGGACAAGUUCGAAUCGCAGUUCAAUGACCUUGAUGUUCAAACGUCAUACAUGGAGUCGACGAUGAGCGACACGACUGCACUCACGACGCCACAGGACCAGGUCGACAGCCUCAUCAACCAGGUGGCGGACGAGGCGGGGCUCGAGAUCCAGCAUGGGCUCGGCGAGGCCAAGGUUCCAACGGAGCAGAUCGCGGCACCCGCGCAGACUGAGGGGCCGAUGGAGGAGGAUGGGCGUCUGGCCGAGCGCCUGCGUGCGCUGCGCCCAGCUGUUUAG